Molecule: messenger RNA, 1401 nt
Organism: Thermothielavioides terrestris NRRL 8126
Lineage: Eukaryota; Fungi; Ascomycota; Sordariomycetes; Sordariales; Chaetomiaceae
Exons: 3
Coding region: 264-1283 (339 amino acids)
Biological process (GO): pyridoxal 5'-phosphate salvage
Cellular component (GO): cytosol
Molecular function (GO): pyridoxal kinase activity
Source: RefSeq, a predicted model, not a curated record
CCCAACGCUCAAACGAACGAUGAGUGACGGGGCCCCCGUUCCCGAGACGCGCGUGUUGGCGGUCGCCAGUCAUGUAGGGCACAUUGAUUGACCACGUCCGCUGUUUCUUUGCUCCCCUGCUAAUCCGGUGUCUAAGGUCGUCUCGGGGUGAGUUUGGGCCUGACGUGACGGUCUGCCUGCCUCCUCUCCGUCUGGCUCUGCGCUGCUGACACAGUUGUUCUGCGGCCCGCAGGUAUGUCGGCAAUAAGAUUGCCGUGUUCAGCAUGCAGUCGCUUGGCUGCGACGUAGCGGCGCUGAACACCGUGCAGUUCAGUAACCAUACCGGGUACAAGCAGUGGACUGGUUCUCGGGUGUCGGCGCAGGAGAUCACGGAGCUGUACCAGGGCCUGAAGCAGUCCUAUCUCGACGACUUCGACAUGAUGCUGUCGGGAUACGUCCCGGGCGCCGCAGCGCUCGAAGCGGUCGGGCAGAUAGGGCAGGAGCUGAAGCGCAAGGCAGAGUCGAAGCCGGGGAGCUUCUUCUGGGUGCUCGACCCGGUCAUGGGGGACAACGGCAGGCUCUACGUCGCGCCCGACGUCGUGCCCGUGUAUAAGAGCCUCGUCCCCCACGCGGACCUGGUCCUGCCCAACCAGUUCGAGGCCGAACUCCUCUCCGAGGUCCAAAUCACAGACGUGCCCUCGAUCGGCCGCGCGAUCCAGGUCAUGCACGAGCGCUACGGCAUCCCGCACAUCGUCAUCACGUCCGUCUCGCUCCCGCACCCGGACCACCCGGUCUCGUCGCUCUCGGUCGUCGGCUCGUCCAUGACCUCCGGCCGCCGCGCGCGCCCCUUCAAGAUCGUCUUCCCCGCCAUCGACUGCUACUUCAGCGGGACCGGCGACAUGUUCGCCGCGCUCAUGGUCGUGCGUAUGCGCGAGGCCGUUCAUAACGGCGGACGAGCGCCAGAGCAAGAGCAAGAGCAAGAGCAAAGGCGAGGGUUGCCGUUGAUGGAGACGGCGUCGUGGUUGAGCGACGAUAGUGUCGAUGCGGUCGACUUGCCGCUCGCGAGGGCGGCCGAGAAGGUGCUUGCCAGCAUGCACGAGGUGCUGACCCAGACCGCGGAGACGAUGGAAAGGACGGUGAAGAAGGCCAUUGCGGAUGCGGCAACGGAUGCCGACGGCGUAGGGACGGCGGCGGAGGAGAAGAAGCUGCACUUGUUGAAGAGCAAGGCGUCGGAGCUGAGGCUGGUCAGGCAUCUCGACAGCCUGAGGUUUCCCAAGGUGGAGUUCCGCGCGACGGCGUUGUGAGGGAGGAUAUAUGAUGAUGAAGCUGGGUGGGCGGCGGCUUUCUUUGGUCUACACUGCAUGUGCAUCUCGCGGGAAGCAUGAUAGAAAGCGAUAGACCGAGAUUCUCUUGGACAAUACC